Micropterus dolomieu (smallmouth bass) is the source of this 3039-nucleotide messenger RNA. RefSeq names its product phosphatidylserine synthase 1a (gene ptdss1a). The coding region runs from base 199 to 1605 and encodes 468 amino acids. The transcript has 13 exons. Gene Ontology annotation, biological process: phosphatidylserine biosynthetic process. Lineage: Eukaryota; Metazoa; Chordata; Actinopteri; Centrarchiformes; Centrarchidae. Gene Ontology annotation, molecular function: L-serine-phosphatidylethanolamine phosphatidyltransferase activity. The record is from RefSeq and is a predicted model, not a curated record.
UUCUCUAUAACUGUCUUCCCUCUUUUAACCUUCUCUCGAUCUUUCUGCUCAUCUGUCAGUUCAAAUCUGUAAGCUGCUAGCUAGCCAUGAAAUCAUUUUAUCUUUAUUUUAACUAUUUCCUGUAACAGUCUGUGUUGGCUGCUGCUGCUGCUCCUUGGCCGUGGCGGAUCACUUUCUUCCUGACUGCUGCGUUCAUCUAUGGCGUCCGUGUACAGCGGAUCUCAUACCUUGAGCAAGGAUGAUGUGAAUUACAGAAUGCAUUUCCGAAUGAUAAACGAGCAGCAGGUGGAAGAUAUCACCAUAGAGUUUUUCUACAGGCCGCACACGAUCACGUUGCUGACAUGCACGGUGCUCAGUUUGAUGUAUUUCGCGUUCGCAAGAGAUGAUGGAAAUCCUGACAACAAUCUCUGGGUGGGGCUCAUCCUGGUCAUCUCCUUCUUCCUUGUCAUCAGUGUUUUGGCAUUUCCAAACGGUCCAUUCACCAGACCACAUCCAGCAAUAUGGCGAAUAGUUUUUGGUCUGAGUGUCCUCUACUUCCUGUUCCUGGUUUUCAUAAUUUUCCUCAACUGGCAGCAGGUGAAGCAGCUAAUGUAUUGGUUAGACCCAAACCUGCGUUAUGCCAAGAGAGAGGCAGACAUAAUGGAAUAUGCUGUAAACUGCCAUGUCAUCACCUGGGAGAGAAUCCUGAGCCAUUUUGACAUUUUUGCAUUCAGCCAUUUCUGGGGCUGGGGUAUGAAGGCACUGCUAAUACGCAGCUAUGGCCUCUGCUGGACUAUCAGUAUUACUUGGGAGCUUACUGAGCUGUUCUUCAUGCAUCUGCUGCCUAACUUUGCUGAGUGCUGGUGGGACCAAGUGAUUCUCGACAUUCUGCUGUGUAAUGGUGGAGGCAUCUGGCUUGGCAUGACUGUCUGCCGCUUUUUGGAGAUGAGGACCUACCAUUGGGCCAGUAUUAAGGACAUCCACACCACCACAGGCAAGAUCAAACGAGCCGUGUUACAGUUCACCCCCGCAAGUUGGACCUACGUACGCUGGCUUGACCCAAAGUCUUCCCUGCAGCGAGUAACGGGCGUCUAUCUGUUCAUGAUCAUCUGGCAGCUAACAGAGUUGAACACAUUCUUCCUCAAGCACAUUUUCGUCUUUCCUGCAAGUCAUGCUCUUAGCUGGUGUCGGAUCCUCUUUGUUGGCAUCAUCACAGCACCAACAGUGAGGCAAUAUUAUGCGUACCUUACAGACACACAGUGCAAGAGAGUUGGGACCCAGUGCUGGGUGUUUGGGGCAAUAGCUUUUCUGGAGGCCUUGGCGUGUAUUAAAUUUGGACAGGACCUGUUCUCAAAAACACAGGUCCUCUAUGUGAUCCUCUGGCUACUGUGUUUGGCCUUCAUUACAUUCCUGUGCCUCUAUGGAAUGGUGUGGUUUGCUGAAAAUUAUGGUCCAAGAGAAAAGAGCCUCUCAGAAUGUGAAGAUAGUAAUUAUGCAGACUCUCCUGACUACAUGUCAGAAGGAUUUAAAGGAGAGACAGAAGUGGACAGCGGCAGCCCUACAACCAGGUGUAGAGGGAAAGGCUUGGGAAAGACCAAAUCCAUUAACGGCCUGGACAGCCAGUAGGAGUUGGAGACAGAGGCUGGUGGGUGACUCCUGAACUCAGUCCAUGGAGCCAGGUGUGAAGGAUCACAGGUUGGAAAGGGGGUAAAGAUACAACCACUUCCCGGUGUAAUUGAGGUGUAGAAAGCCCCCACAAAUGGUAGAGGAAGUGGUGAGAGGAGAGACUAAGUGCAUGAACAGGUCCAUACAGUGUUGUUAGGAGUGCACAGAGGCUUAGACUACAGAGAUGCAUACUUAAGUGUGUGCUGUAGUCAUAAAAAAACUCUUAAACCACUGAUCACAGGUUUCUGUAUGUGUGAAGAGAGAGAUAGAGAGAAAGAAUGGUAUUUUGUGUUUGUGAGAGACAGAGAUGGCAAUAAAAACUGCUAAUUCUAGAUGUGACUGCAUGAUCAGUGUAGCUGAUAAACUAUAAUUUACAAACAUUUAUCCUGUGAUAAAGUAUAUCACUGAUGGUUAAUGUACAUUUGACUGGUUUACACCAGCCUUAACGCCAGUAUGUUGGUCCAACACAUUUCAAUGUUAAAAGCCAUUAUGUGCAAUUUAUCAAAUUAAUUGGAGCCUCUAUGUUUAUAGCACAGAAAGGCUUAUUAUUAGCGUUUGUCAUUGAUUGUCUAUUUGCAUCAUAGAUGUUCACACUUGUUUUGUGGCCUUGAAUGUGGGCAGGAUUUCAAUGCAAGACAGAUUUAGCUUGUUAGGAUCAUCGACUGAGGUUCGUGUUUGACCUGGAACCAAGCAGAGCACACAGUUUAAGCACUUUUCAGAAUGUUUUCUUGCAAAUGCUGUACAGUUUGUAUUUUGUGAAUCAUUGUAACCUUGAGUGAUUUCACUCUUCUCCAUCUGUGGCUGCUAUCUUUUUUUUCUUUUGCUGUACUGAUAAUGAAGGGCAAUUCUUCAAAUUCCUUUGUUUUAUUGUCAAACUUCUUGUUAUUGCAUUUAUUGAAUUUGCAUGGCUCUGUCAAAUCAAGUGUUUUUGUGGGUAAAAUGUUAUAGGAGUAGUCAACAUAUGUUUAUAUAACACUGCACACCAGGACACCAGUAGUGUUAUUUUAAUGUAUUUCACAGUCAAUGUAAAAUUUUAAUUGACCCCUUGUGCCUGUUAGCAUGUUUUUAUUCACACUUUUUUCAGUUAGUACUAAUACUAAAUUUGGGCUUUUUGUGUUUGAUUUUUCUGUACUUGAGUGCUAUACUGGAGGCUUAUUUUUAAUUGCUCUGUCAGCAUCACCUCAGUGCAGAUAUAUCCCCUCAUAAUCCUCGACAAUCCAGACAUUGCCCUCUGUGGAGUGGACCAGGCUCCUGUGCUACAGUAGACACUAUAAAUAGUACAUUGUCUCUGGAUUUAGAUGUCAUUUGCCAAAAUUCUGUUGAGAAUGAUCUGUGCUGUUCUUUUUCACUGUGAAAUAAUGAAACAUAUUAAACUGUUUUACAUUUCCUCUUAAA